Maniola jurtina (meadow brown) is the source of this 2991-nucleotide messenger RNA. RefSeq names its product protein spinster homolog 1 (gene cts). The transcript has 11 exons. Gene Ontology annotation, cellular component: membrane. Gene Ontology annotation, biological process: transmembrane transport. The record is from RefSeq and is a predicted model, not a curated record. Gene Ontology annotation, molecular function: transmembrane transporter activity. NCBI's taxonomy places the organism in Eukaryota, Metazoa, Arthropoda, Insecta, Lepidoptera, Nymphalidae. Bases 243 to 1775 code for a protein of 510 amino acids.
GUGCGGCAGACCUUAAAGCACGCGCAAUCAACCUAGUAAAUACUAUUUAAAGUAUUUUAGAGGUUGUAUUGCAAUAAAAGGACAAUUUAUUAACUUAGUUGUCAGCUUUUGUUAAUCGAAGUUCGAAUUUAUUGAAGUCGAGAUCGACAUUUUUAAAUUCCGCGCGCUAUUUUGGCGGUAUUUAGUUGUGUUGCUAGAGGUGGUGAUUUUAUUGUGACCGGCAGUCUGAGGAAUAAACAAAAAUGUUCCACGGAGGCAUUUUAAGCAAGUUGAAGAACUUCUACAAGUGGUAUGUGCUGGGUUUGGUGUCCGUCGGCUACAUUCUAGGAGAGCUUGGGCAUUAUCUCAUCGGUACCACAUCAAAGGUAACAGCGGAGGAUCUGCACUACGGGGACAAGUCGUGUAUGCUGAAUGCUACACACCUGCAUCUCAACCAGCUACCCGUCGUUUGCGAGAAAGUUAACUCCAGUGAUAUAUGCGAAUCUCUCACGCUCAAUGGUACAAGAUAUUGCGAGUGGGGCUACAAUGGCCUCGGGAUCGACUACCAAGUUCUCGCCGGGCCCGCAUACAUGGCAGUGUUUACCGUCGUCGGGGUUAUUUUGGGCGUAGCUGCUGAUAAAUACAACAGAGCUCGAAUUCUCAGCAUAUGCACAGCGGUUUUCGUAGUGGCGAUCCUUUUGAUGGGGACUGUGACAGAGUACUGGCAUCUAGUGCUACUCCGAAUGGUGAUGGCUGCAGGCGAGUCCGGGUGCAAUCCGCUAGCGACUGGAAUCCUUACAGACCUGUUCCCGGAACACCAGAGAGCGUUGGUGCUGUCUAUCUUCAACUGGGGCAUUUAUGGAGGAUAUGGUAUCGCUUUUCCAGUGGGGCGGUAUAUCCCAGAGUUGAAUGCUUGGGGACUGAGCUGGCGUCUGUGCUACUAUGCAACCGGUGUAGUCGGGAUCCUUAUCGCCAUACUGACAUUCCUGACUCUUCGCGAACCAGCCAGAACUACUAUUGGAGAAGAAGAUGCUGGUAACACCAAAGGAGGAGAUUCAACCGUAGAAUCUGGCAAGAAGAUGCCUCAGGUGACCAUCUGGCAUGUCAUCGCUCAGCCCAGGAUUCUUCUGUUAUGCAUUGCUGCAUCAAUUAGACAUUGUGGUGGCAUGUGCUUCGCGUACAACGCCGACUUGUACUACCGCGACUACUUCCCCGACGUCGACCUCGGCUGGUGGCUGUUCGCUGUCACCGUCGGCAUCGGCUCCGUAGGCGUGGUGGUCGGAGGUGUUAUCUCAGACAAAAUCGUGUCCAAGAUGGGUGUCAGGUCAAGAGUGCUGGUUCUGGCGUUAUCACAGCUGAUUGCCACUCUACCGGCCUUUGGUUCAGUCGCCUUUGGACCGCUGUGGGCCAUGAUAACACUCGCUUUUUCAUACUUCUUCGCGGAGAUGUGGUUCGGAAUAGUAUUCGCUAUCCUGGUAGAAAUAGUGCCACUGGCUGUCCGUUCCACCACCGUGGGGGUGUUCCUCUUCGUCAUGAACAACAUCGGCGGAAACCUGCCCAUCCUGGUGGACCCGGUCUCCAAGGCUAUCGGCUACAGAGAAUCCAUCAUGAUCUUCUACGCUGGCUUUUAUGGAAUCAGUAGCAUCAUAUUCUUCCUCACAAUGUUCCUUAUGGACGGUCAAGUAGAGAAGCAACCAGAAACAACCGACAAGCCCAGCGGUCUAGACAACCGCGCGUUCACACAAGACGAGAUCCCCGUACGGAGCGGAAGGGUCAAUGAUGACAGCAGACUGUAGUUAAAUAUUAACGAAGUGUAGAUGGACCAAAAUGAAAAAAGCUUCGAGCUUUCAUGUCAAAGGAGACGUGGAACAAUUUCGGAUAUUUGAAAUGGCUUUUAUAGGGUAGACUUGCGUAAAAUCUUGACGAGUAUGUAAAAUGUAUGCCCUUUAUAAUAGUACAAAAAGUGUAAUACGCCAUUAUAAUAUUCGUACUUUAAAAUUAAGUUGAAUCUCCCGUGUUCUUAUUCGUGACAAAAUAUUAAUUAGAUACAUAAUUAGAAUAAGACUUCAAGUAGACGAUCCGGUGCCACAACCGCACCAUAACCGGACCACAAUAGUGUAUUCUACAAACUGACAGCAAAACUAACAAACAGACAGACAAAAAAACAAGUUAGUUUUACAUUGUCCUAGUUCCAACCUGUUUACAAGCCUCUUGCUCAUCAGGAAGUUUGGUAAAAUCGAUUGUCAAAUUCGUAUCGAACAGCCGAACAAACAAACAGACACGAAACAUGUCGGUAAGUACCGCACAGAUGCGACGCGACGACGCCGCGGGCAGACCUUCUUUUCGUACUUUUUCAUUCAUAAUUUUCGGUGCGGCUCUAUGUAAUAGAAGCCUUUUAUACUUCCUACUUGAAUUUUAAUUUUUAAUGAGCACUUUUAUGACCAUAUAGUUGAUUGCGAAUUCCUAUACACAAAAUCAAUGAUAUAAUGUAUGAAUAACGAUAAGUUGUACUUAAUAUUAUGUAUAAAAGCUUUAAAUCACACUCAAAUCAUUCGCAGCCAAACAAACAGAAUGCUGCAGGAAAACCGCGCGGUGAAAAUUCGCAGUGCGGGCUUGCUCUUAUGUACCUACCCUACUAUUAUUAUAUAUUCUGUGCUCUUGUCUUAGUCUUACUGACAGAUAAAGUAGGGAAAUAAAAAAAUUAUAUACGAAGUAGUUCCUGAUUUGUUUAAGUUUUUUUUUUGUUGAGUUGAAUGUAGAUUAAAUAUAAAAGCGGUUUUAUUAUUUUAAUACUAAAUAUACCUACUUUCAGUUUAUUCACGAACCAAUUUUCAAAUUUCUCAUAAAUACUCCUAUAAAUACAAUUAAAUUAAAUUCGAUCCCCUAUAGUCCUAUACCAACCUCUAAUUUUCUAACAUGUAUAUUUGUCACUUACUAACAAAUAUUUUUUCUUGCCACUAAUUUUAUUUCUGUACUUAAAUACUUUUUAAUAUUUUUUGGGCUCCAUACCUC